AUGUCGAGCCUAACAAGAACUUCGCAACAUCUUGCCGCGGUGUUCGCGUGCUUUUAUUUCCUAAAAGGUGCGACAGGUAUCGUCGACAGCACCCCGUGCGAUCGCCUAACGAAGCCAACCAUCCCCGGCGCGACUGUGAUAUCAAUACAAUCGCAGCAUUUGCCGAACACGUCGGUGCUCGCGAGUCCUCCGCUCCUAAACAUCAACGUAACCGGACUCGACAUCUGCAAUGUCGAUGUCGUCCUCUCGCAUCAGAGCUCCAAUGAUACCGUCAAGGUCAAAGUGUGGUUGCCCUCCGCUGGAUGGAACGGACGCUUUCUCGGGACCGGCGGCAGCGGCUACGCGGCAGGGUUCUUUGAGCUCAGUCUUGCUCCCGUGGUGGCACUGGGCUACGCUGCCGCUUCGACCGAUGCAGGACUGGCAGGCGAUCCUUACUCUCCAGCGGCAUGGGCUCUGGAUGCACAGGGCAACGUGAACAGCGACCUCCUGCUGAACUUUGCGUCGAGGUCCGUCCACGACAUGGCAGUGGCCGGCAAAGCCAUUGCAACACAGUACUACGGCAAGAAACCACAUCAUUCGUACUGGAACGGCUGCUCCACGGGCGGAAGACAAGGCCUGAUGGCCGCGCAGACCCACCCAGAAGACUUUGACGGGAUUGUCGCAGGGGCGCCCGCCAUCGACUGGGCAAGGUAUGUCAUUGCGGAACAGUGGCCUCAAGUCGUCAUGCGGGAAGAGGGGUUCCACUCUGGCAGGUGCUUGCUGCAGGCCUUCACGAACGCGAGCAUAUCGGCGUGCGAUUCCCUAGACGGCCUCACCGACGGCAUCAUUUCAAACCCCCGGUCGUGUAAGUUCGAUCCUUACACAAUGGUCGGGUGGGACUUUCAAUGCGAGGACGGGCAAAAAGAAACAGUCACUCCCAAGAUUGCCUCUAUGCUAGCCAAGAUCGUCGCCGGCCCGAAAGGACUGGCAGUCACACACAAAUACGCCCUGAACGCCGGAGCCGCGCUGGACAGUCUCGCCAACACGACAACAGACAGCGACGGCAACACCAUCGGAUACCCUUUCUUCGUCAACGACGCAUGGAUCAGAUAUUUUGUGAAAAAGGACCCCGGCUUCGACACAACAACCGUAGGCUACGCCUCGUUCGCGCAGCUGUUCAACGCAUCGCAGCGCGAAUACGGCGCCCUCAUCGGAGGCUAUAACCCCGAUUUGUCGCGUUUUCGGGCCGCGGGAGGGAAAGCCAUCGUCGGGCAUGGCGAGGCCGAUCAGCUCAUCUUCCCAGCUGGGACCGUGGAGUACCAUCGCAUGGUUGAACGGGUCGUCGGGCGUGGCAAUGCGUCCUCAGUGGCGGGCUUCUAUCGCACGUUUCUCGCCCCGGGAGUCGAUCAUUGCGGAGCAGGUGCAUUGACUGGCGCAUCACCAGGCGCUGUGCCCGUCGAUCCCCUUGCCGCGGUGGUGGCGUGGGUUGAGAACGGGAUCGCGCCGGAUGUGCUGGACGCGAGGAUCCAGAGCGUGAGAGAUGAUGGGGCUGUCGUGACGAAGACGCGGAAUCUGUGUCCUUUCCCGCUGAGGUCACGGUAUCGGGGCGGUGAUGCGGUGGCAGAGGGUAGUUACGUCUGUGCUUGA
Messenger RNA from Cladophialophora yegresii CBS 114405, 1626 nucleotides. RefSeq lists its product as uncharacterized. The transcript has a single exon. The coding region runs from base 1 to 1626 and encodes 541 amino acids. NCBI's taxonomy places the organism in Eukaryota, Fungi, Ascomycota, Eurotiomycetes, Chaetothyriales, Herpotrichiellaceae. The record is from RefSeq and is a predicted model, not a curated record.